Messenger RNA from Hypanus sabinus (Atlantic stingray), 1770 nucleotides. RefSeq names its product protein phosphatase 1 regulatory subunit 36. Gene Ontology annotation, molecular function: phosphatase binding. The transcript has 11 exons. Gene Ontology annotation, biological process: negative regulation of phosphatase activity. The record is from RefSeq and is a predicted model, not a curated record. Lineage: Eukaryota; Metazoa; Chordata; Chondrichthyes; Myliobatiformes; Dasyatidae. The coding region runs from base 411 to 1673 and encodes 420 amino acids.
UUGGAGCGAAGGAGGAUGAGAAGUGACUAGAUGUAGGUGUACAGAGACCUUUACUAAGGGCAGAAAUGACUAAUGCAAGGAGCAUAAUUUAAGGAGGAAUGUAAGAGGGAGGGGUGUCGUUUACAGUGCAAUACGUAAAAAUUGCUACAAGUUACAAUAAAUGGUGUAAAUGAGAAAUGGGUCCGUGGAUCUGAUAAAGCUCGAGCGAUCGGUACCUGACUCCUAUUGGGUACUCUUCCAAUGGGUGGGACUAUAGGUGGGAAUCUUUGCACCCAUUGGAUACUAUCUCUGUGGGUAGAACGCCAGUUGAGGAGCUUGACUCCCAUUGGUUACCUUCGGCGCUGCCGUUUGUACUUGUUGCAGUGUGGAACGGUUGCCGGGAGACUAUCAACAGGGUGUUCGCAUUCCUGAUGAUGGAUGGUUAUCUCAGUUUGGAGCAGCUGUUUGCAGCUCUUCCUGCCCAGUGGGUCUGGAAGGAGGACACAAACAGGCUCGAGCUAGUCAGCUUGCAUUCAACAGCAGAAAGCAAAGGAAAGAAGUCACUUGCCAGAGUUCGAGCCAUCCUGGACCCGGUGAACGAAGCUCUGGAGAAAUCGAAGUAUGGUAUUUCCAGACGCAGUUUCUCCAUGAUGACCAAAACAGGAGGUGUCGGACAGAACCUGGCAAAGCUGUCAGAAUCCCAUAAACUGGAGCUUCGGCAGAACCAAUUUGUGACUCUUGAAGAUGUUAAAAACGCCGCUUUCAUCUUGCUGGGCGAAAAUGGUUUGCCAGAGGCACGGAAACGUUUUCGGCCGAUGUUAAGGACCCAGCAGUUAAAUGAAUUCCUCAUGGCCUUACUCAAUUACUUCUCUGUGUACCUGGGUGCCCUUGGACUGAACUCCAAGUCCAAAGAAUUGUUGAUGAAUGCUGGUAGUCCCGAGAGAGCGGAGGCGGGCUGGACCAAGGCGAGAAAGGAGCUGGCACAGAGGCACAUGGCAAGGACGUACUCCGCUCUGCUGCUGGGCUUGGACUCGGUCGAACUGCACCACAUGGCUUGUGGGAAGGCAAUGGGGUCAGCUACACACAAGGACAGGCAGCUGUAUGAGUGUCUCUAUGCCUACAGCAUCUAUGUGACCUGGGUGACGUUUGGAAGGAAAAACAUGGAUCUGAUCAGGGAUGAGAUCGGGCAACUCCUUCGCUCUGACAUCUUCAAUCCUGCACCGAAGGUGAAAGAUGAGGAGAUGCAGAAAGAACACAGGGGGUUUCCGUCGAAGCGCCCACCCAUCAGCUCCAUCGUCACUCAACGCUCGCCAGUGCUGAGAACCCUGCUGCAGAGCCCCAGGGAGAAAUCCGACUACCUCUUCAGGCAACACCCAGUGAAUCCAGGCUCCAGGAAUACCCAAGAGAAUGAGAGGGCCAGUGUCAUGGACAUGGACCCCAGCCCACCCCACCCGCUGGGCAUCAUUGGGGAACCCCUCAGCAAGUUCCUGCCAGACACACUGGUUCCAAUUGAAUCUCACCUAGAGGAAGAGAAGGAGGAUGAGGAGGAAGAGGAAGACCUGCCACAGAAGACCCUGCACUCCCUCAAUGGGCUGGGGGACCUCUCUUCGGGACCAGAGAGCUUUCAGAGUCACGCCAUGGUCAUAUCCAGGGCCACCACUGCUGCCGAGUCUGACCACAACCUCGUACACUAACCCAGAGAGAGAAAGCCUCUCCAACCUCACCUAUCAUCUCUACCUCAAGCCCUUUGAAUCCGUUCAAAAUAAAACUCUCAAUUGUCAGAUUGUGAUG